Molecule: messenger RNA, 906 nt
Organism: Seminavis robusta
Lineage: Eukaryota; Bacillariophyta; Bacillariophyceae; Naviculales; Naviculaceae
Source: the annotation of a GenBank genome assembly
AUGUCUGAAUCGUCUCCAACCCCUCAGGACCUCAUCGGCUGCCACAGCAAGAAGCGAGAUGUGUCCGAGGCUCCCAGUGCUAGCUUGAACAAGCGCGCCAAAACAACUGAUGUCUCCAAUCCGUCAUUGGAAGAUCCUGGCGUCUGGAAACCCUUGGCAUUGAGUGGCUUUCUUCGCUCCCCUGAUUUGGGACGCUUGCUUGUGAUGACCAAGAAGAACUGGAAUGUCCAGACAGAAGAAGAUCAAGACGCCAACGAAGACGAUGACGUCUGGAAAUAUCUUUGCCGCAACCACUGGGGCAGCGACACUGCCAAUACUCUGCUACAGGCAACUGGAACGAGUCCCAAAGGCUACUUCUGCACAUUUGCCUAUCCUUUUCCAAGCAAGCACCAACUAUCUGCUUCAUCAGGACCGAAGUUUGAACCAAAGGACUAUGUGUUGAUUGUGGACGUCCGCUUUGGCGGUAGCGAGGUCGGCCGUCGGCUACGGGGGACUCCUACGGCAGCAUAUAAGGAGAACGACCUCCUCUUCUCUAUGGCUGUUCCAGGAGAGACUAUCCCCAAUUUUUUUGCUCAGGGUGAUACAGGAGAGAUCUCCCUGCAGCACCCAAUUCUGAAUUUUUGCGAAGCGCAGCAAGCGCGUCUUGAACCGAAUCAGCACGUGCUGUCACAAAUGCAAACUUUUUGGAAAGGCACAGUGCAUCUCUUGAGGUUGCCAGACAGAAAGGUCAUUGAGCUAGUUGAUGUUUCUCGAUCCUGUGAAUGGGUGCAUUUUCCUCCACGAAAAUUUCCAGAAUUUGUAGGUUACAACGACGAUGAAAGCAUUCGCAGACGAAGUUUGGCUUCAGACGACAAGUUGGGACAAAUUGGGACAAAUUGGCUGGUACAACAACGAUUUCAGGCGUGA